Molecule: messenger RNA, 5321 nt
Organism: Bombus terrestris (buff-tailed bumblebee)
Lineage: Eukaryota; Metazoa; Arthropoda; Insecta; Hymenoptera; Apidae
Gene: Pxn
Product: peroxidasin homolog
Exons: 6
Coding region: 465-4337 (1290 amino acids)
Biological process (GO): response to oxidative stress
Molecular function (GO): heme binding; peroxidase activity; protein binding
Source: RefSeq, a predicted model, not a curated record
GUGCGACUCUAGUCUAGUAGUAGCCGAGCCGCCACGACGAAACGACAACGCAGCGGCGGCGUCCUUCCGCGCCUCUUCAUUCCUUUGUCGCCGCUGUUGCUUCGUCCACCGACCCUCACAGACGAUAUUCGACGGCCGUUUAGGCCUAAAGGAAUCUCACCGACUGAGCUCAGAAACACGGGUUAGAUUUUUCUUAUUCUUACAUAGUGAAGUUCCUGUGAAGAAAGUGUUUCACUUGGUGGAUACCGAACUUGGAUAACGACUUGUUUUACAAGGUUCAGAAAUUGAGGUUUAGGGAAAGGUUCGUGGAUCUCUGAAACAGAGAGAAGUGAAAGUACCGCGUAGCCAAAGACUGCUGCCAGACGGAGGACGCGUUUAUCUCGAUGACCAGCACGUGCUAGCGCGAAAUAGUGCGGGGAACAACCUUAAUAAGAAUAAGACUGAUCACACGUGGGUACAGCAAGAUGAGGCUGGUGUUAAGUGUCGUUUGCUCGCUCCUGUUGAUCCUGCCAUUAUCCAACGCGGACCAAUGGCAAAACGGGAGGAACGUGGAAUGCCCUCACAAGUGUAUGUGCUUCGGAAACACCGUGAGAUGCAUGUUUCAGAAGCUGAACCGUGUACCACGAGUACCAACCAACACGACGGUCCUUGAUCUACGAUUCAACAACAUAGCCGAGAUACGACCUGGCUCCUUCCACGGUCUAUCCGACUUACACACACUUCUAUUGAACGACAAUCGCAUCAAACACCUCUUACCAAGAACCUUCGAAGGUGCAUCAAACUUAAGGAUCCUCUAUCUAUAUAAGAAUCGUUUGGAACGAAUUUCACCAGGGGCAUUUUCUGGUCUGCCAAACUUAGAACAAUUAUAUCUACAUUUCAAUCAUCUGAAAGAAAUUAGAAAGGGCACAUUCAAUGAUUUGCCAUCGUUGGAGAGACUUUUCUUGCAUAACAACCUACUGCAUCAUCUACCAGCGGACGCUUUUCACAAUGUGGGACCCAUGACACGUCUUCGUUUAGAUAGCAAUGCUCUCGUUUGCGACUGUAAUUUGGUCUGGCUGGUGCAGAGGCUUCAAAACAAACCAUCCGAGAUGGCAGCCUUUUGCCAGUCGCCCAAUGAGAUGAAGGGAAGAUCGUUGACAAGCAUGUCGAUGAACGAUUUUCAUUGCACUGAGCCACGCAUAAUGAACGGUCCCCAGGAUGUAGAGGUCAGGCUGGGAGGAACCAUCAGCUUCACCUGCGAGGUAAUAGGAGACCCGAUACCGGAAAUCAAGUGGAUGCGGGACUCUAAUGAAGUAUCCGCCGAUGGGAACCGUUAUGUGAUCGAGGAUGAUGGAACAUUAGUAAUAUCAGAUGUAACGGAACAAGACACUGGUGAAUACGAAUGCAUGGCCAAGAGCGAAAUGGGCUUCACAAAAUCAAGAAAGGCCAGAGCAGUAAUCACAGUAUCACCAUCCUUAAGAUUUACCGAGUUGCCUGAGUCACAAACUGUCCAGGUUGGAGUAGAUGCUUCUUUUAUCUGUAAAGUAGAUGGUCGUCCUGCACCAACUAUUCAGUGGUGGAGAAAUGGUCAAAUGUUAGACGUUGGUGGCCGUAUCGCCAUAGAAGACGAAGGAAGUUUGUUGAGAAUAUUUGCUGUAAAAGAAUCAGACUCAGCUAGAUACGUUUGUCAAGCGAAAAACUCUAAUGGAUACGCUGAAACAAGCGCGGAUCUGAGGGUAGUAGAUGAAUCUUAUAGUCCUCCUAAGCUAACGUAUGAACCACACGAUAUGGAGGCGGAAUCUGGGGCCAUUAUAGAGAUUCCCUGCAGAGUAGAAGGCUUUCCUAAACCCGUGAUACAGUGGAAGAAGGAUGGUACAGCUGUUGAAGGAUCUAGAUUUCGUGUAUCGCGCGGGGGAAGCUUGUAUCUUUAUAAUGUUACUGCUGCCGAUACUGGAAGAUAUGAAUGCUCCGCUGUGAACCAAUAUGGUCGAGCAACCGCCCAGGCGUUGGUACGCGUUCGCCAGCCGGAAGCAGCAGAUGUUCUUGUGAUCAGAGCCUUCAAGGAUGCAACCGAGGAGAUCGAUCGAGCCAUAAAUAACACGCUGAUAGAUCUUCUUAGCGGAUCUGCGCGGACGAAUCCACUGAGACUCGCGCGUUUCCCAGAUGCAGUCGGUCGCGCAGCUGCCAGACCUGCUGAAAUUUUCGAAAGAACGCUCGUAAAUAUACGACGAAUGGUAAAUUCUGGCCUGAGUGCGAACACCAGCACUGAAUUCCGAUAUGAGGAAAUUCUAACGGCGGAACAGGUUAGAGAAAUCGAAAGGUUAUCUGGAUGCACAGGCCACAGACAUCGUCAGAAUUGCACAAACAUGUGCUAUCACAAUAAGUACCGUAACAUAGAUGGCAGCUGCAACAACUUACGACAUCCAACCUGGGGUUCUUCCUAUACUGGAUUCCGUAGAGUUUUACAACCAAUUUACGAGAAUGGAUUUUCAUCACCAGUCGGUUGGGAAAAAAAUCGUCGUUACUAUGGAUAUCCGAAACCUUCUGCGCGUUUAGUUUCCACAACGCUAAUAACCACUCAUAACGUAACUUCAGAUAGUGGAAUCACGCAUAUGGUAAUGCAGUGGGGUCAGUUCAUGGAUCAUGACUUAGAUCACGCUCUUCCAUCAGUUUCUAGCGAAUCAUGGGAUGGUAUAGAUUGUAAGAAGUCUUGUGACAAUGCUGCACCUUGCUUUCCCAUGGAUGUUCCACCUGGUGACCCUAGAGUCAAUAAUAGAAGGUGCAUUGAUUUUAUCAGAACGAGUGCAGUUUGCGGUUCUGGUGCAACCAGUUUAUUAUGGGGCAGUCUCACUCCUCGAGAACAAUUAAAUCAGCUAACCAGCUACAUGGAUGGCUCUCAAGUAUAUGGUUACGAUGAUGCCUUAGCCAGAGAUCUCCGUGACUUGACAACAGAUCAUGGUUUGUUGCGAGAAGGGCCUGCAAUUCCUGGCCAUAAACCUCUUCUGCCAUACGCUAAUGGUCAAUUCGUCGAUUGCAGGAGAAAUCCUGUAGAAAGUUCGAUCAAUUGUUUCGUAGCCGGAGAUAUCAGAGCCAAUGAACAAGUGGGUCUUCUAGCAAUGCAUACGAUAUGGUUACGUGAACAUAAUCGCAUAGCUCGCUCUUUACGUGAUAUGAACCCUCAAUGGAAUGGGGAAAAAUUGUAUCAGGAAGCUAGGAAGAUCGUAGGUGCUGAGAUGCAACAUAUUACAUAUCAAUACUGGAUACCUCAUGUAUUUGGUAGAACUGCAGAAGAACUUUUAGGUUCGUAUCGAGGUUAUGAUCCUAACCUCGAUGCUAGUAUCUCCAAUGUUUUUGCUACCGCAGCUUUAAGAUUCGGUCAUACAUUGAUUCAACCUCAGUUGCAGCGUCUUAACGAAUCUUUUCAACCGAUUCCCCAGGGUCCUCUUAAGCUAAGAGACGCCUUCUUUUCGCCGUGGAGAUUGGUCGAAGAAGGUGGCGUGGACCCUCUUAUGAGAGGAAUGUUUGGCACUGCCGCAAAAUUGAAAUUGCCCGAAGAAAAUUUGAACUCAGAACUGACGGAACAAUUAUUCCAUACUGCCCAUGCAGUGGCUUUAGAUUUAGCUGCGAUGAAUAUCCAGCGGGGCAGAGAUCAUGCACUGCCAGGUUAUUUAGAAUGGCGACGAUUCUGCAAUAUGUCUUACGUUGAAACUUUCGAGGAUCUAGCCGGUGAAAUUCGCAGCGCUAAAGUUAGACAAAAAUUAAGAGAACUGUACGGUCAUCCUGGGAACAUAGAUGUCUGGGUUGGUGGAGUACUGGAGGAUCAACUGCCUAAUGCCAAACUAGGACCACUCUUCCAAUGUAUUUUGUUAGAGCAAUUUAAACGUACUAGAAAUGGCGACAGAUUUUGGUAUGAGAGUCCGACUGUUUUUAAACCAGAACAACUCGCACAGAUAAAACAAACGAGCUUAGCUAGGAUCCUAUGCGACAAUGGCGACAAUAUUAAUAGAAUUCAACCGAAUGUGUUCUUACUGCCCGAAGGUGAUAAUAAGUUCGUCACCUGCGAUGAGAUUCCAUAUGUAGACUUAAGAGUUUGGUCCGAAUGUUGCGAUGGAUGUGAAGAUCAGAGUAAUACAAUUUCGAGAUUCAGACGUAGCGCAGCCAAAUAUUUGCCAUCGCAAAAUAGUUUCUCUCUGAAGGAUACAAGUACACAGAGCCAGAGUGAAAAAAUAGAAUAUUUAGAGAGAACAAUCGAGGAAACCGAGCAGGAGUUUAGAAAGGUUAUAGAUGUUGUAGAAUCCUUGUCUCAUAAGAUAAAAGAACUGAGAUCACUUUUAGAGGACGUGAAGAAAUCGAAGUAGAACAAUAGACGAUGUACCAUUGUUCCAACGCGCGUCCAAUUUAUCUUAAAUUCGCUUCGUAUUAGAAAUUCAUUAACGUUGUACGUUUAUUACUGUACAUACACGAAGCCCAAUUGGGUUUAUUAGGAGAUUAGCUGUUUAUUGCUCUCCUGUCAGAUUCGAAUUCGUCAUUUAGAUAUUUGUUAUUACCUCUAGUCUCAUAUUUGAUACAUUAAUGGUACUAAAAAGAGCUUAAUGAUAUUUAUAGAAGCAAUAAUAGAGCUUAAAUCGCACUGUUGUCGAUUUUCCACUUUUAUCAUUUUUGAAGCUGCAGAGAGUCACAUAUUGCUUUGAUGGCAUAAUAUAAAUACAUUUCAAAAUUGACUUAAGUAAAACGAUAAAAAUAUUUUAAUUGUAUUCUAUGCAAUAACAUUUUUCUUUUUUAGUAAUGAAAAGAUUUACAUAUCACCUUGCCCUCUUUCCUUUUACAUAGAUAAUACAUAACUAUUAUAUCAACUAGCUAUUAAUGAUAUGCACAAAAUAAUUUUAUUAACAAGUUCUAUAUUUAACACAAAGUUUAAAGGAAAACGAACCAUAAAUACAUUUACUACUUAAUAUGUACAGUUUUGAUAUUGAUUACCGUUAUGUUGAACGCUUACAUUUCUAUGAUCCUGUGCCAUGUGUUUGUUUUAUAUUAUGUACAUGUUAGCUCCUAGUAAAUUUGUAGGAGUAUUGUAGAAAGUGUUUAUUGAUUCAUUUCAGAAAGAUCUAAAUCUUUGGAAAUAUGUAUUAAAUAGAAACAUUCAAAGAAAAUUAAGGAUAGAUCAAUGUUUGAAGAAUAUCAUAAUGCAGCAUCCAGUAAAGAAAUUAUAUUCACUUGUGUAGCUAUAUAAACAUAUACACACUAUAUACACAUUGAAACAUUACUGGAACAUAUUCAGGUUUUAUAAUAUAUCCAUGUACUAAAGUAUUCUGUUCAUUAAAUAUUAACAUUAUACAACAAUA